AUGAGAUGGGGUGUAGAGGGCUCUGGAACUUACACAUCAAUGAAAUGGUACCGCUUCUAUCACCCUCGAGGGCGGAUAAGUCCGCCUGACGAUGAGUCAACGCUGCGAACAAUCAAACAUCUAUGCGACAAGCCCGACAAUCUUGAAGGAUGGGAGCCCGUUCCGUUCUCUAGCCCAAUUCACUCGAAUCUAGAUUACAUAUACACCGUCAAUACGAUCUCAUUAUGGAGUGAGCUUGACGGUUUAUUGGCACCUUCGGCAGUACAGAUGGAUCUCACCAAGAUCCAUGAGAUAUCUAGCAUAAAUUAUCAUUUGAUGCGAAAACCUCCAUACAUGUCGGGCGGAUAUAUCUGUGAGAGCGACAAGGCACAGACAAAGCAAUUCGAGACGUUUGAAAUCGACUUUGGCAUCCCUACACCCAUGAACGAGCUACAGGAGCGAUUCUUUAUUGACCUCGUUUUUAUCUCGCGCUUUUAUAUCGAUGACCCUUCGACAUGGAGAUACAAUUCUCCUAUAUUCAGGGUAUUAUGUGUCGCUUUCCUGCGUCUUGCAGCCUGGGAUUUUGAGGUGUCUUUCGAUUGCAACGUUGAGCUUCCGAUCUCUUUCGCGUCCAUUCCCCUUUGGAAGUACCCCGACACGGACGUCUAUUGGUUUCAUGGAUAUCUUGUUGUUUUACAGGAUGAAAUUGAAUCUAUGGCCAUGAUAAACAGAGCGGUCUCAAAAGCCAAGUCAUAUAUUGGCGACUCUCGGCUCAGACAUGACGACGUUCGCUUAAUUGUCAUUUCACCACGUCAUCUCGUUUUCGUGAAGCUUUCUCUCGAGGUCGUUCUGGCCUCUAGGAGCCUAGUAUUGCUUUCCAACUAUUCAGCAACCCAAUGUUCACCUGGGUUCCGCGCUCUGGCUCGGAUUCUAACAUCAAACUGUUGGAAGAAGCCUCACGCCCAUAGGGAGAAGUGGCCUGUGAACAUGCCGCCUGAGAUUGUUCAGAUGAUUCUUCGUAAAGCGGAUCCACGAGAUGCCGUAGCAUUUUCGCAGGCAUCCUUCGCUGCUGAGCAAUGCUACUAUGCUUCAGAAUCCCAGUUCAAGAACAUUGACUUGCGAAGUUUGAAGUCCUCUAUACCUUGCUGCGGCAAACGAACUAGACUGGAGACGCACGCUGCCAGGAAAGAGCCUGUAUGGUACUUGAUCCUGGCGGAAUAA
This is a messenger RNA of Penicillium brevicompactum, 1200 nucleotides long. RefSeq lists its product as uncharacterized. Bases 1 to 1200 code for a protein of 399 amino acids. The record is from RefSeq and is a predicted model, not a curated record. The transcript has 3 exons. Lineage: Eukaryota; Fungi; Ascomycota; Eurotiomycetes; Eurotiales; Aspergillaceae.